AUGAAGCAAGCUAUACCAGCCGUCUUUAGAGAAGCACGUCACCGUUUGUGCAAGUGGCACAUCAUGAAGAAAUUUAACCAAAAGUUGGCAAAAUGCAUUUCGAAGAUGGAUGAUUUCAAGAGGAAGAUCAAUGCACUGAUUUGGAGUGUAGAUAUAGAUCCAGCAACAUUUGAAGUAGGUUGGAAAGAUGUUAUGAAAGAAUAUAAGCUUGAAAGUAAUGAAUGGUUGUGUGAACUGUAUAACAUUCGGGAGUCAUGGAUUCCAGCCUAUUAUGCUGAUGAUCCAAUGGCUGGUUUAUUGCAUACUACAUCAAUAUUAGAGAGUGAGAAAUGUUUCUUUGACAAAUUCAACCGUAGAUCUGACACAUUGACAGAAUUUUAUCUCCGAUACGAGAGUGCUAUGGAGAAGCAAAGGCAUACAAAUGCAAGAUUAAACUAUGAAGGAACAAAGUCGAUGCCAAGAAUGGACACGCCAUUGUUAUUGGAGAGGGAUGCAGCAGAAUUGUACACUCGAACAAUGUUUUAUGAGGUACAAAAAGAGAUAAUGUCAUCCUGUUAUGAUAUGAGUAUCAACAGUAUAUCAGAAGAAGAUGGUGUGAAGAUUUUUUCCAUAAAGGACAAAAAGAGACAUGGAAAAAUAUUUGAGGUGAAACACGCUUAUGGGAACAAUGACGUGCAAUGUACGUGUAGGCUGUUUGAGAAAAUGGGUAUAGUAUGUAGACAUGGGUUUUUUGCACUGAACCAAGCUGAUGUAACAAAAAUACCAAGACAUCUUGUUGUGAACCGAUGGACAAAAGGUGCUGAGAUGAGGCAUUCAUUGCAGUUCAAGGAAAUAUCAGAACAGUGCAAUGCAAUUGAAGUUACAAAUCGCAAGGUAAAUGACAUAUGGUAUGAUUUCCAAUCUUGUGUGAGUUUGGCAGGUUUAGAUGGUGAGAGACUUGACUACCUGGAAGGGAAGUUGAAGGAGUUGAAGCACAGUUUGCGUGAAUCUAGUUGGAAAUCUGACACACAGAACAAAAAUAAUGUAAUGGAGUUUUUUGUUGGCUCAAAAAUACCAGCUGAAGUGAUUGUUAAACCUCCCAUUGAAGGUAGAAACAAGGGCUGUGGACGGAGAAUUGUUGGUGAUUAUGAGAAAUCAAUUAGUCAACGAAAGAAGAAUGUGCCAAGGCUGUGUAAUAUGUGCAAAAAAACCGAUUUCCAUGACGCACGGACAUGCCCAUUAAAGAAAACAUUACAGCAGAGUGAUGCUUAA
This is a messenger RNA of Asparagus officinalis (garden asparagus), 1251 nucleotides long. Its product is annotated as protein FAR1-RELATED SEQUENCE 5-like. The transcript has 3 exons. The record is from RefSeq and is a predicted model, not a curated record. Gene Ontology annotation, biological process: regulation of DNA-templated transcription. NCBI's taxonomy places the organism in Eukaryota, Viridiplantae, Streptophyta, Magnoliopsida, Asparagales, Asparagaceae. The coding region runs from base 1 to 1251 and encodes 416 amino acids. Gene Ontology annotation, molecular function: zinc ion binding.